Telopea speciosissima is the source of this 613-nucleotide messenger RNA. RefSeq names its product DNA-directed RNA polymerase III subunit rpc9-like. The transcript has 4 exons. Gene Ontology annotation, cellular component: RNA polymerase III complex. Gene Ontology annotation, molecular function: nucleotide binding. The coding region runs from base 140 to 544 and encodes 134 amino acids. Gene Ontology annotation, biological process: transcription initiation at RNA polymerase III promoter. The record is from RefSeq and is a predicted model, not a curated record. Lineage: Eukaryota; Viridiplantae; Streptophyta; Magnoliopsida; Proteales; Proteaceae.
UAUUUGUUCUGCUUUCCGUUUAACUUGGAUUUACCUUUCCUGAUUUAUGCAGAGCCAGCUUCCUGCCAACUUCUGCUGGUGGUGAUUCAUAUGAUAAUAAAUCAGUAUCAAUUGGUCUAAAUUUUUGACUUAUCUACAGAUGAAAAUACUGCAAGCCAAUGCUGGAGUGCUUACCAAUUUUGAAGUACUCGAUUUUCUACAAACAAGAGGAGCAUCACAGGAUCCUACGCGGGUUAUAUGCCCUGUAGCUCCAUCUGAGUUCAAGGUUUAUGAUUAUUUGGUUCAAAGUGCGGCAUGCAAUCAAACAAGGCAAUGCAUUAAUGAGUUCUUGAAAAGGUGUGAAGAGUAUGAUCUUGCAAAGGCUGAGAAGCUCAAUAUCAUCAAUAUUCGACCUUCUUCUGUGGUUGAAAUUGACCCGAUAAUCGAGGAGUGUGAGAAGCGUAUGGAAGGUGAAACCGUGGAGAAGUUGGUGGAGAUAGCUGUUCAGGUAUUGCCACCGCCUCCAAAUUCAAUGAAGCCUGAAGAAGGGAAGAAUGAAGACUGAAAUUUCAAAAACAGGAGUGAAUUUGGGAAGGUAAAGAUUCUAUUUGCAGAUGUUACCUAGAAAGCAUUC